This is a messenger RNA of Lepidothrix coronata (blue-crowned manakin), 4715 nucleotides long. RefSeq names its product myotubularin related protein 10 (gene MTMR10). Bases 70 to 2373 code for a protein of 767 amino acids. The transcript is spliced from 16 exons. The record is from RefSeq and is a predicted model, not a curated record. Lineage: Eukaryota; Metazoa; Chordata; Aves; Passeriformes; Pipridae.
CGCCGGGCCUGAGCCGGCGGGUCGGCACCAGCUGCGGGGCCCGGCCCGGCCCGCCCGCCGGCGGACACCAUGUUCUCCCUCAAGCCGCCCAAACCUACCUUCAAGUCGUACCUUCUGCCUCAGGCUGAAGAGAACAUAGCGUCAGAACCAAGGAUUAAAAAGCUGGAACCAGUGCUUUUGCCAGGUGAAAUUGUGGUAAAUGAAGUGAAUUUUGUAAGAAAGUGCAUUGCAACAGACACGAGCCAGUAUGACCUGUGGGGCAAGUUGGUUUGCACCAACUUCAAGAUUUCCUUCAUCACGGAUGACCCAAUGCCACUGCAGAAGUUCCAUUUUAAAAACCUCCUGCUCGGGGAACACGAUGUCCCGCUCACGUGCAUUGAGCAGAUUGUCACAGUGAAUGACACCAAGAGGAAGCAGAAGGUCCUGGGUCCCAACCAAAAACUUAAAUUUAAUCCAACGGAAUUAAUAAUUUAUUGCAAAGACUUCCGGAUUGUCAGAUUUCGUUUUGAUGAGGCAGGUCCCGAAAGUGCAAAAAAGGUGUGCCUUGCAAUAGCUCAUUAUUCUCAGCCAACAGAUCUUCAGCUUCUCUUUGCAUUUGAGUAUGUUGGGGAAAUGUAUCAUAAUCUAGCAAAGGUGAAUGGCAUAGACCCAGGAGGUGGUGGCGGUGGCAUCGGCAGUGCCAGUGCUCAGCAGACACCUUUGUUUGAAACCUACUCUGACUGGGACAGAGAAAUCAAAAGGACUGGUGCAUCUGAGUGGAGAGUGUGUUCAGUCAACGAGGGGUAUAUGAUUUCUACUUGCCUUCCAGAAUAUUUUGUGGUUCCAUCUUCCUUAGCAGAUCAAGACCUUAAGCUAUACUCCUACUCUUUCAUUGGGAGGCGAAUGCCAUUAUGGUCCUGGAAUCACCCUAACGGGAGUGCCCUUGUAAGAAUGGCCAACAUUAAAGAUGUAUUGCAGCAACGAAGGAUUGAUCAAAGGAUUUGUAAUGCAAUAACUCGGAGCCAUCCCCUGAGAAGUGAUGUUUACAAAUCUGACCUGGACAAGUGUCUCCCGAACAUCCAGGAAAUCCAGGCUGCACACAUCAAACUCAAACAGCUCUGUGUCAAUGAGCCUUUUGAAGAAACCGAGGAGAAGUGGCUGUCCUCACUGGAGAAUACUCACUGGUUAGAGUACAUUAGAUCAUUUCUUAGGCAUUCUGCAGAGCUUGUCUAUAUGAUGGAGUGCAAGCACGUCUCUGUAGUUCUGCAAGAGGAAGAGGGACGGGACCUGAGCUGUGUUGCUGCUUCUCUCAUCCAAGUCAUGCUGGAUCCCUAUUUUCGAACAAUUGUUGGAUUUCAAAGCUUAAUACAGAAGGAAUGGGUCAUGGCAGGAUAUCAGUUUUUAGAUAGGUGCAACCACUUAAAGAGAUCUGACAAAGAGUCUCCUUUGUUCCUGAUGUUUCUUGACUGCGUGUGGCAGCUGCUGGAGCAGUACCCAGCAGCCUUCGAGUUCUCCGAGGUGUACCUGACCCUGCUGCACGACAGCGCCCGCAUCUCGCUCUUCGGCACCUUCCUCUUCAACUGCCCCCACCAGCGCGUGAAGGAGAGCACUGAAUUCGCUAUAAGCAAAAACAUUCAGCUGGGUGGUGAGAAAGGCCUCAGAUUCCCUUGUGUUUGGGACUGGUCUCUUCAGUUCUCCAGCCGGGACCGCCUGCUGUUCCACAACCCGCUGUACGUGGGGAAGAGCGCGCCGUGUGUGCACAACGGGGCCAUGAAAUCCUUCAAACGCUCCAAGAAAAACUACAGCUCCACAUUGCGAGGUGCUCCCCCAGCAUUAAAGAACGGGAUCAUCGGGGAGCAGGAGUUCCUUCCAAGGAGAAACUCUCUGAUACUAAAACUGAAGCCAGACCUUUUCCAGCCAGCAGAGAGCCCAAGCCACAGCAGGGAGCAGUUCUUCAGGGACUGGUUUGCAAAGCCUGUGGACCUGCACGGCCUGAUCCUGCCCCACCUCUCUGCAACACAAAUCAAACUGUGGAAACUGUGCUACUUCCGCUGGGUUCCCGAGGCCCAGAUCAGCCAGGGUGGCUCCGUCACCGCCUUCCACAGGGUGUCUGUGCUGGCGGAUGAAGUGGACAUGUUGAACCGGAACCUUCGGCACUACAAAAGCAACUCUUCCUUGCAAGGCCACUGCACAGAACUGGAUCAAAGCAGAAUGUACUUCAGAGCCAGUGGUUUCAAUGACACCUCGGGUGCCCCAGACUUUCUCUCCUCCUCAUUCCCCUUUUCUCCUGUAGGGAACCUCUGCAGACGGAGCAUUUUGGGAACACCGUUAAGCAAAUUUUUAAGUGGUGCCAAAAUCUGGCUGUCCACUGAGACGCUGGCAAAUGAAGACUGAGGUGGUGAGAUUUAAAGGUUUGGGGAGAAUACAGCAUAUCAUUUUGUCUUUUCUAAGUUAACACUGCUAAAUGCGGCAUUGAAAGCUGUAAUAAUUUUUAUAUACAAACCUUACGUAAGUUUUGCACAAAUAUUUAAAAGCAAGGCAAGUCAUGCUUCAAAUCGCACAAUUUUGUCUUCAGGAGUUCUCGUCUGCUGGGGCUUCUGGUCCCUAACUCCCCCUGUCCUUUGGGGUUUGGCUCAUUACAUGCGACGGAGAGCUUCAUUAGCUAAUUGAGAGGCUUGGUGUGGUCAUUAAUGUGGGUUCUGCUUGAAAUAUCCUUUUUUCCCAGACAGUGACUGACAUGACCCUUUGAUAAAACAGCUUGGAAAGCCAAAGCAGUGCAGUGGACAUGAAAUGUCAGCUGAAAUCUGGGAACAUACUAUUUUGUCAGACAGCCUCUUCAGGAAGAAUACUUUCAUGCAUAGAUACAACACACUGAUGUUCUGUGACUUAUCACCCUACACAUCUGCUAAUGCAGUGUGUAUCCAUUAAAGGGGUUGUUCCUUUUUCUUUCUCUCCACAAAAUGUGUUCGUGAACAAUUAGUCGGAUUUGUGCUCUUUGUCAUGAGCUUGACUUCAGACUGUAGAAAUCCAGGUCAGGACAAUGCACUGUUAACCUUAAAACAUUUUACUGUAGAUAUGGUAUUGUAGUAGCUUUAGAAGUGCCUUUAAUUGGGAGGACACAGUAGCAAGAUUACUCUAAUGCAGCUGACAGCCCCCAACUUUUCACAAUAGAUUGUUGUGGCAAGUUCUUGUUCCAUCUCCUGCCUCCCCCUCUCAAUUUCUGGAAACAACGGGCGUCCAGAUGAGAUUCUCACUUUUUAUAUAGGCAUCUCAAAUCCUCUGCAUUAUAUCCCUGCCCAGAUUCUCAUCCCUGCCAACCAUCUCAUUUUUUUGUAGGAUAAAGUAGCUUUCAGCAGAACUCCCCCCUGAGCCAAGCUGGGCUCCAGAAAGGAGGGCUCAGUCGGUGUUGGGAGCCCCACGAGGGGUGGUGGUGCUGCAGUCACUGUGGGCAGGGGCUGGAAGAGCAGGAAGUGGUGCCUUCUUUUUGCAUUUGUGCACAGCCACACGGGCAGUGCAGUGGACAAGGACUGCUUGAGGGAUUUAAAUCCAACAGCUUCCCUCUGCUUAAUGCACCAUCCUACUUGCUGUGCUAAAACCUUUUAAAUGAUACCUCUCCCUGGAUGCUGUGCCAGAAAAGGACUCAAGUUUCCCAGGGAGAAAGGCAGGAGUGUAAAGAAUAUUGGGAGGGUGGAGGAAUAGUGAUGGUCAUUGUCAGAGGUUGAGGCUUCUGUCAUCUGCCUUCCCAGCGAGGCUGUAUUUCACAGUAAACCAUAUCUGUGUAAAACACAAAUGCUGUUGAACUCACACUGAGCCCCUGCUCGCAAGUGAAAGCACCAAAGGCCUUACAUGAUGGACUAAAAGCUGUUCUCAGUUUUUGUGGGGAAAGAAGAAAGCUGCAUGAUGGUAAUAGACAGUAUAGUAGAGCUUAAAAAAGGUGGAGAGGGACAGGAUUUGGAGACCUUUUUUUGUUUGUCUGACUGAACUGGUCUUCAGCACAGCCUGAGUCACUGAGCACAGGUGGGAUGUCUGAGGUCGCUCAAGGAUUUGUUUCAGAGAACUUGCAUCUGGAGUGGCCUUGCAGGUGCUUUGUGCUGGAAGAGCCCAGCACACACAGCACCGAGUGUCCCAGGCUGUUCCCGCGCUCCAGGGCUGUGCUGGCACUGCUGGGGCUGCAGAGGGAUGGGCAGGGCCAUGGCCAGGGUGAGCUGUGUGGGGUGGGUUCCUUUGGGAACUCCCAACCCCAUGUUUGUGAAAGCUCUGUGUGCACACACAGCCAUGUCUGCACGUGGGCACAGGGCUGUUGGCAGACAAAGCCAGAUCCUUCUGGUCAACUGUUUGUGAGGAAAAAACGUGUAUUCACCUCAAUUGCCUAAUUCUGCUGCAAGAUGGGCUGAACAUGUUACAUGGUCCACAAACCAGUUGAGUUUAUUUCCAAGCUUGCUGGAGCAGUCAUCUCACUGGGUCAGUUCAUUAUUCAAACAUUUGGUUUAGUUUGCUUUUGUGAUUUCCUUUUUCCCAUUAGCUUACUGCUUUCCCUGGCCUGAUACUUGACAUAACAGACCUCAACCUGUGUGUUUAGUGUCUUUUGGUACCAAUUUUUUUUCUUUUAAAAUGACAGUUGACUAUAUAUAUUUUUUUGUCUUUAAAAGUAUAACUUCUUUGGUUUAAAGGUACCAAAAAUGUGUAAAUAAAUACCCCACAAAAGCAGCUGGUGGAAUUAAAAAAAAAAGUUAAGG